Emys orbicularis (European pond turtle) is the source of this 1059-nucleotide messenger RNA. It is a transcript of the gene CMKLR1, whose product is annotated as chemerin chemokine-like receptor 1. The transcript has a single exon. Gene Ontology annotation, molecular function: complement receptor activity; G protein-coupled receptor activity. Gene Ontology annotation, biological process: positive regulation of cytosolic calcium ion concentration; complement receptor mediated signaling pathway; phospholipase C-activating G protein-coupled receptor signaling pathway. Bases 1 to 1059 code for a protein of 352 amino acids. Lineage: Eukaryota; Metazoa; Chordata; Testudines; Emydidae. Gene Ontology annotation, cellular component: plasma membrane. The record is from RefSeq and is a predicted model, not a curated record.
AUGGAGACCUCCAACUACUCUUAUGACUACUCGGAUUAUACUGAUUUUACCACGGUUCAUGUUAAGCAAGAGCCAUCGCACGAUGCAAAAGACAUUGCUAGAAUCCUCUCUGUUGUAGUCUACAGCCUCACCUGCCUCCUGGGAAUUCUGGGGAACGGCCUAGUCAUCACGAUCAUCACUUUCAAGAUGAAAAAGUCCAUCAAUGCCAUUUGGUUUCUCAACCUGGCUGUUGCCGACUUUCUUUUCAACGUCUUCCUGCCGCUGAAUAUUGCGUACACCGCCAUGAACUACCACUGGGUCUUUGGGGCGGCCAUGUGCAAGUUAAACUCUUUCCUCCUCAACCUGAACUUGUACAGCAGCGUGCUGCUGCUGACGACGAUCAGCUUAGACCGUUGUGUGUCCGUCGUCCUCCCAGUCUGGGCCCAAAACCAUCGAACCACUACGCUGGCAUGUUUGAUUUGCGUCGUCGACUGGGUGCUUGGUGUGGCAAUGAGUUCCCCGUCUCUCGUUUUCCGGGACACUGCAACUCACGAAGGCAAUGUGAUCUGUUUUAGUAACUACGCCUUGUCGGGGAAUAAGACUGACCAUCCUCUGGGCAUGAUGAGACACCAGACUGUAAACAUCGUCAGGUUUCUGAUAGGGUUUGUCAUUCCCAUCACCAUCAUCACAGUCUGUUACAUGAUCAUCAUCGUCAAGCUGAAACGAAACCGGCUCGCCAAAUCCAAAAAGCCCUUCAAGAUCAUUGUCGCCAUUAUUGUGACCUUCUUCCUGUGCUGGGCCCCCUACCAUGUCCUGCACGUCCUGGAAACGCAGCAUGACCAAGUCUCCCAUGUGGUAUUCAAGACUGGGAUUCCCAUCACCACAGCUCUGGCUGCGGCCAGCAGCUGCAUGAAUCCCAUCCUUUAUGCCUUCAUGGGCCAGGACUUUAAAAAGUUUAAGGUGACCGUCCUCUCCAGACUAGUGAACGCACUAAGUGAAGACACCACCCACUCGACUCUCGCUCAGAGGAGCUUCUCUAAGAUGUCCUCAAUGACUGAAAAGGAUACCACCCUUCUCUGA